AUGGAAACCGAUAGUCGUCUAUUGUUCUUUGCCAAUUUUGAUGAAGACUCGAGUGAAGAUCGUUUUUAUGCAAAUGACUUUAUCAAUAGUGUUUUGUAUGACAUUAAUAAUGCCUCUUAUAAGGUGUUUUAUCAACGUCAAAAACUAUUUCACAAUUUAAGACAUAAUGAAAUUGUUUUGCUGGAUAAUAUAAAAAGAUUUAAAUAUUUCUAUAACAAAAUAUUUCAUAUUGGCAAUAUGAAUCUCUCACACACUUUACUGUUCAUCACUUCCCUAAAAACAUUGGACUAUGAUACGCUUUAUAUGAUCUUUAAAGAUUUAUAUCAUAUGGAUAUAAUAAGCGUGGCAUUGGUCAUAGAAUUGGCAGAUGGUGACAUUGUUAUGCUCACCUAUUUUCCAUUUACGCCCACAGCAUGUAGAGAUUUUAAACCGGUCAUUAUAAAUCGGUAUUUAGUGGAUCAACAACGUUGGGCAAAUACCAAUUAUUUUCCCAAUAAGCUGAAUAAUUUUUAUGGCUGUCGUGUUAUCUGCUGCACUUGGCAAGAUAUGCCAUAUUUCAGUCUCAAGCCGGAUAAGAAAAAUAGCAGUAUUAUGGAUUAUGUGGGUUUAGAAGGGGACCUGUUGAAAUAUGUAGCUGAUAAAUUGAAUUUUUCUAUUCAAAUCCACUGGAUUGAUCCGAUAAAAGAGGAUGUAUCUAAUAAGGAACGCAUAUUUAACAAGAUGUUUUCACGUUAUUGUGACUUUGCAUUGGGCGGCUUCAGCUAUAGAAAAGAUUUAGAUUAUUCGUCGACAUUUUCACAAACCAAUUACUUUAUGCUUAGUCCCAUCUACAUUGUUACCAACGUUAUCAAUUUCUAUACAACAUAUGAAAAACUGGCAUUUCCAUUUCAUUAUACCGUAUGGUUUGCGCUUGGUUUAAUUUUUGCUCUAAGCUCUUUACUCAUCUGCACUUGUGGACGACGACGAAAAUGGUUGCGUUAUCGAGAUUUUUUAAUUGGUUCCGCUAAUAGAACACCCCACUUCCAUUUGUAUGCACUGGCCGUGGGUGCCACAAUGACAACGGCCCACAUGCCAAAACGUAAUUUUGCACGAUUUUUGCUCACCUGCUGGCUGAUGGUAACAUUAAUACUACGCAAUGCCUAUCAGUCGGGCAUUUAUCAAAUGUUGCGUGACAAUAAGCAAUGGAAUCCACCGCAAACGAUUGAAAAUGUAUUUGAGCAAAACUAUUUGAUUAGCACGACACCGGAAAAUCGCAAAUAUUUUGAUAUUCUGCCGGAUAUGAAACGCAAGCGAAUUUUUAAUACAACCAUAUUGGAAACGUUUACGGAAAUGUUGAAUGCCAAGGAGCCGAUAGCCUUUAUUAUACCCUACGAGUACUUUGGCUACUUUGGCAAAGUGAACGGUAGUCAGUGGCAACAUUUGCAUUUGGUUAAAGAGCGUCUGCUAACCCAACAACUAGCCAUUUACGUACGCCAUCAUUCAUACUUUAUACCGGUGCUAAAUGACCAGAUUUCUGAUGCACAAUACCAUGGCUUCAUAACAUUGUGGAGUCGUCGUAAUGGUCUGUCACUGACUAGCUCUUUAAAAGUCACCAAUUAUGGUCAACUGAAUAGCAAUAAUAAUGCGGAUAAAGAUCCACUGUCAAUGAAUGAAUUGGGUGCUAUAUUUAUGAUUUUAGUUUGGUUGCAUAUUCUCUCAACUGUAGCUUUUCUAAUCGAAUUAAUGUGGCAUCGUUACGGAAAUGUGGCUAGAAAUUGGUUGAAUAAACAUAUAAAUAUGUAG
Molecule: messenger RNA, 1782 nt
Organism: Calliphora vicina (urban bluebottle blowfly)
Lineage: Eukaryota; Metazoa; Arthropoda; Insecta; Diptera; Calliphoridae
Exons: 3
Coding region: 1-1782 (593 amino acids)
Cellular component (GO): membrane
Molecular function (GO): ligand-gated monoatomic ion channel activity
Source: RefSeq, a predicted model, not a curated record